Messenger RNA from Lycium barbarum (goji berry), 1226 nucleotides. RefSeq lists its product as uncharacterized. The transcript has 2 exons. NCBI's taxonomy places the organism in Eukaryota, Viridiplantae, Streptophyta, Magnoliopsida, Solanales, Solanaceae. The coding region runs from base 576 to 944 and encodes 122 amino acids. The record is from RefSeq and is a predicted model, not a curated record.
UUUUUUUUUUUUUUUGGUUUUUGUUUUUCAAUCUCAUUUUAUCAUUAUUAGUUGCAUUACUUUGUAUAGUUGUAGUUUAAUUAGAAGAUUUUUUAACUUUAUUGAUUGUUCAAUGUUUGUUUUAGGUAUUAGAUGAUUUAGAUAAUAUUUCUUUGUUUGCUUUUUGGUAAAAGAUUCAAUCUGGUAUAUGAAAUUGACCCAUUUACUUGUUUGGAAAUGAAAUGGGUUCAAAUAGAGAUACACAGUUAGAUGAUUCAAAUCACCUCUCACAGGUAGAUGUAGUUGAUUGAAUGUGCAUUUUGUUUUUACUCUAUGAGCUAUUUACAUUACCCAACAAGGAAAGCAACCAGGCAAAUUAUUAGUAGCGUAGGAAAUGGGACAUUUUAAGACUUCUUUAUCUUGAAUUUAUCUUGCUUUAUCUACUAUUGAAGUGAGUGACUCAAUUUUUUGGUCUGUGUCCCUGCAUUGCUGGACUAUUGUUUCUUGAAUCUUGCCUCAAACUUGGAUAUUCUUAAUUAUAUCGAAGAUCACCGUCGGUGUUAUUAAGCGAGGAGAAGCGACCAUCUGGCUCUUCAAUGAAGCGAGCGUAUCGCUUCUUGCUUCAAACUUUAAGCGAAGUGGGACCUUGUCGCUUUUUCUUGAUUCGCAUUUCCGGAAACACUGAUCAUAUAAAGUUCCCAUCCCAUAUCUUUCCCAAACAAGUAAUCUUUACAACAGAUAAUGGUGCAGUUAUUGUCUUCAAGAUGAUGUUAAUGCUCGAGAGGGGUCAAGAAGUACCUCAAGAUGAAGUCUUCAAGAUUACUCACACGAGGAAGGCGAAGAACGCCGAUGGUACAGACCAAUGGAUUGAGAGACGACGUAGGUCACAAGACAACGUAGUUCAUGCUCUUGUUGAUAAGGAUAGUGAGGAGGAAUCGGAUCAUGUCUUUAACACCCAACGUUGACUUUUUUGAUUCGUAUACUUUUGGAUUGUAAUAUUGCUAUGUUUUCUUGGAUAUGUAUAUUUUGUUUUAUGAUAGUUUUAAUUCGAAUUAGAUGUACUUUUGAAUGUGAAUUAGAUUUAAGGAAGUAGUUUAUGGAUGUUUAACUUUACGAUGUUUAAGUGUUUGAAUGUAGAAAGUAGUUUAUGGUUGUUUAACUUUACGAUGUUUAAGUGUUUGAAUGUAGUUUUAAGGAUAUUUAGAAGUACUUUAAAUUGAAACUUGAGGUUGAAUUUGAUUUUAGAA